Molecule: messenger RNA, 736 nt
Organism: Acanthochromis polyacanthus (spiny chromis)
Lineage: Eukaryota; Metazoa; Chordata; Actinopteri; Pomacentridae
Gene: lnp1
Product: leukemia NUP98 fusion partner 1
Source: RefSeq, a predicted model, not a curated record
AUAGAUUACAGAGGAUUCACUUAUUUAAAGACUUGGGCUAAAAGCUCUGCAGUGUAUUUUCGGCUCAUCCAAGAAUAACGCAACUACAGCAACAUGCUUGAGGCACCAGAGGAUUCUAAUUGAAGUAUCCUACCUUUGCCUUGUGGGACAGCUUUGUGUAGUAGAGCAGCCAGUGUGAGACUUAGUAGGUCAGCUCAGCGUUGUCUCUCCCCUCAGCAGCACUGAGUCCGGAUCACACUUUCAUCAGUUGUAGCCGGACUGACUGCACCAGGAGGCCUCCAUCAUGUCUCUAAGAUUACUGCCUGCUAUCGUUAUGGACAAUGACGAGGACGAUGAUGGUAACUUCACAAAAUGGAUGAGUAGUUACUGGGGUCACGGAGCAGAAUCUGGACACAGCAGGGAGAGAAAACGCAGUUUCGGGAGGCCUGCAAAAACACAAGCUGACCGAAGAGCAUCUCUACCGACUGUGGUAAGAACUGAUGAAUCCAUGCAUUUAAACAGAUUCCAUGCAGCCACGAUGGCUCCGACUCCGAGUCACAUCAAACCCCGGGAGGAAAGGGGGAGCAGGCCUCACCUGAGGGCUCGACGGGCUUCCUCAGACGACAACAGUCGCUCCAAGACGCCUCCAGAGAACCGCAUCACCACCAUCCCAGAGCUCACUGAGUCACUGGAGAAGAGACUUUGCCUCACUGAUAAAAGAGCCACAUCUCUUGGUGAGCAUAGGCCAUUAAAGUGA